Racocetra persica is the source of this 856-nucleotide messenger RNA. The record is from the annotation of a GenBank genome assembly. Lineage: Eukaryota; Fungi; Glomeromycota; Glomeromycetes; Diversisporales; Gigasporaceae.
AAAUAUUUGGAUUUCCCAUUGCAUAAAACGAUAUGUACAUCUUGGUUUUGAUGUAACAACUAGUGAAGAUAUAGAAAAAGCAAUACGAAACCUUAGUAGAACUUCAACUACACAUAUUCAGCCUAAUCGUAAAAAUAGAAAAAAAAGUAACAUAAAAACUAUUUUAGAAAUAUCCAAUUACUCUGAAUGGACUUGGCCAGUUGAGAGGCCGCAUGCAGGAUUUAUAUGCUCACGUCCAUUGCCUGGUUUUGGAAAACCUAAUUAUAUUUCAUCUACCCAAAUCUACAAACUACUCAAAUCAGAUAUUGAACAAUCACAACCUGAAUAUUCUGAUCAUACUGUACCCCAAGAAACUUGGAUGAUGCCUAUAUGCCAUUUGUCUACAUCGAAUUCUGAUUUAUGGGACCUUAGACGGUGGACUACGGCUAAGUUACAUGAAGAAUUGGAAAACCUUAAUAUUCCUGUUGAUAAAAGCAUGCUUCGAAGUGAAUUAGUAAAAAUUUUGAAAACAAAUUUAUGUCUAGAAACUUUAGACAAUUUAGAAAAUAAUAUUAGCAAUAUAGAAAAUACAACUGAAAGUACUGAUUUGAUGGACGUUGAUAAAUCACCAGAUAUUAUCUUAUUUUCAUUACCUCUUGGUUGGACGUUAAAACAUAAUCAAAAAUACGGAAAAAAAGGAGGAAAACGAUUAUCCAAAAACGUAGUAGAAGCUUUAAAAAGAUUUUUUAUGUUAGGUCAAGCAAAUUCAAGUGAUCGUUAUACUGCUAGUAAUAUGUAUAAUAGCUUAUUGGAACUUGUAGAGAGUGGAGAAAUUAAUGAAGAAGACAUUCCUACACAAAGCACUAUAGAAAAUUAG